Molecule: messenger RNA, 723 nt
Organism: Verticillium nonalfalfae
Lineage: Eukaryota; Fungi; Ascomycota; Sordariomycetes; Glomerellales; Plectosphaerellaceae
Exons: 2
Coding region: 1-723 (240 amino acids)
Biological process (GO): sterol biosynthetic process
Cellular component (GO): endoplasmic reticulum; membrane
Molecular function (GO): steroid Delta-isomerase activity; cholestenol delta-isomerase activity; C-8 sterol isomerase activity
Source: RefSeq, a predicted model, not a curated record
AUGGCCAGCCUCAACGACUCAACCGUGGCCUCGGCCCUUGGUCUGCCCAUCCACCCCUUCCACCCCCUCGAUGCCAUCGUCAAUGACUACGUCGAGAACACCAUGUCCACCCUGACCAUUCUCACCAUCUUCGCAUCGACCUGCGUCGCCAUUCUCCUGCCCACGCUCCUGCUCAUUCGUCGCCUGCGGCCGAACCUGUCCACGGGCGACGUCUCCACGGCCAUGUGGUUCAUCGUCUCAGGCUCGAUCCACCUCGGCCUCGAAGGUUACUUCUCCAUCCACUCGGCCCGCAUGGGUCCCAGCCUCACCGUCCUCGGCCAGCUCUGGAAGGAGUACGCCCUGUCCGACUCGCGCUACCUGACGCAGGACUCGUUCGUCGUCUGCAUGGAGACGGUCACGGCGUUCGUCUGGGGCCCCAUGUGCUUCCUCUGCGCCGCCGCCAUCGUCCUCCGCCACCCGGCCCGCCACAGCCUGCAGGGCAUCAUCAGCCUCGGCCAGCUCUACGGCGUCAUCCUCUACUACGCCACCUUUGAGUACGACAAUGUCGUGUGGGGCCGCGACUACUCCCGCCCCGAGAACUACUACUACUGGGGCUACUACGUCUUCCUCAACGCCUUUUGGUUCUUCAUCCCCCUGACUCUCAUCCUGCGCAGCGCCGUCGCCUCGACGAGGGCUAUUGCUACCGUGCAGAGGCUGGAGGCUAAAGCUGGGAAGAAGAACUGA